This is a messenger RNA of Desarmillaria tabescens, 831 nucleotides long. RefSeq names its product cytochrome P450. Lineage: Eukaryota; Fungi; Basidiomycota; Agaricomycetes; Agaricales; Physalacriaceae. Gene Ontology annotation, molecular function: oxidoreductase activity, acting on paired donors, with incorporation or reduction of molecular oxygen; heme binding; monooxygenase activity. The coding region runs from base 1 to 831 and encodes 276 amino acids. The record is from RefSeq and is a predicted model, not a curated record. The transcript has 10 exons.
AUGCCUGCACCGUCGCCUACUAGGCAACCGGAGCUUAUCCUCGUAACCUUGAUGCGAAUGCUUCCAUAUUCAGUACUAGGACUUCUACGAUUGGCUCCGAUCCGAGAAAUACACGUGCAGACGCCAGAAGGUGAUGGAGAUACAGUCAAUAUCCUUGCGGGAGCGUGCUUAGCAGGUAAAAUGCAGGAUGAUGAAAUUGAAGCACAGCUAAUGUUCACUUUCGUCACUGCUGAGCACGAGACAUCGAGCACUAGUAUAUCAUGGUUACUUUACGAACUCGCUGUGCAUCCUGAGUAUCAGUCCAGAAUUCGUGCAGAGCUCAAACAAUCAAACGACUACAACUCGAUGCCGUUUUUGGACGCAGCUAUCAAAGAGUCUCUUCGUCUACACCCAAAUGUGCAUUCCUUAAUGCGUACCGCUCCUCAUGAUGACAUUCUGCCUCUCUCCGAAGGGAAGACACUCGUGGUACCUAAGGGGCAAACAUUUACUUGUUCUGUUUACCUGUACAACUGUCUUCCAUCUCUCUGGGGAGACGACGCGGAAGGGUGGAACCCGGCUCGAUUUUUUAACACGACUCUGUCUGUAUCUCUGGGAGUGUAUGCUAAUUUGAUGGCAUUUGGUGCCGGACCUCGUUCAUGCAUCGGGUGGCGAUUUGCGAUCAUGGAAACGCAAACAAUCCUAUCCAAUCUAAUUCUACACUUCGAGUUCAGUUUACCCGAGGGAGGUGUUAAGAUACUGCAGUUCCCUGGGUCGCCGGCUGUUGUACCUAUUGUGAAGGGGAAAGCACAUCUAGGAUCUCAGCUACCCUUAAGGGUGAGAGCUUUAACGUGA